Messenger RNA from Arvicola amphibius (Eurasian water vole), 387 nucleotides. It is a transcript of the gene Dynlrb2, whose product is annotated as dynein light chain roadblock-type 2. The transcript has 4 exons. Gene Ontology annotation, biological process: microtubule-based movement. Bases 1 to 387 code for a protein of 128 amino acids. Gene Ontology annotation, molecular function: dynein intermediate chain binding. Lineage: Eukaryota; Metazoa; Chordata; Mammalia; Rodentia; Cricetidae. The record is from RefSeq and is a predicted model, not a curated record. Gene Ontology annotation, cellular component: cytoplasmic dynein complex; cytoplasm; centrosome.
AUGACUGCUGGAAAGGGAGCUAUUGAGACAGGGGAGGAGCUGAGAGUUGAUGUCACCACAGAGGCCUUUCUGGUUAAUAGUGGCCCUCAUCUCUUGCAGACAGAGGUGGAGGAAACCCUCAAGAGAAUCCAGAGCCACAAAGGGGUCAUUGGAACGAUGGUGGUCAAUGCAGAAGGCAUUCCAAUCCGAACUACCCUGGACAACUCGACAACGGUCCAAUACGCGGGUCUUCUCCACCAGCUGACCAUGAAGGCCAAGAGCACGGUCCGGGACAUUGACCCCCAGAACGAUCUGACUUUCCUCAGGAUCAGAUCAAAGAAACACGAAAUCAUGGUAGCCCCAGAUAAGGAGUAUCUUCUGAUUGUCAUCCAGAACCCGUGUGAGUAG